Molecule: messenger RNA, 3683 nt
Organism: Strongylocentrotus purpuratus (purple sea urchin)
Lineage: Eukaryota; Metazoa; Echinodermata; Echinoidea; Camarodonta; Strongylocentrotidae
Product: protein phosphatase 1H
Exons: 9
Coding region: 288-1763 (491 amino acids)
Biological process (GO): protein dephosphorylation
Molecular function (GO): protein serine/threonine phosphatase activity; cation binding
Source: RefSeq, a predicted model, not a curated record
UUAUUUAUUAUGCGAGUACGUAUGUAGCCGCAGAUUAGAUUCCGGAUUCCCCAGUGUACACCUGUGCCGGCCCGUGCAUCUUCUUCCUCGAUUGUACUGCAGAUGCAUGUCGAUGCAUAAUUCAUGACUCAUAAUCGUAGUCAAUAGUGCAGUCUAGAGAGUGUACAAUUAUAUCUUAUUAAUGUUACGGGACUAACGCAGUAUCAUGGACACGUAUAAAUGACUGAUCUGGGAUAGAAAACUUGUUAACAACAAUCUUUAAGAUCGAGGAAGCACUUGUAACUAGGAUGAAUCGUUUCAGACAGGCUGUAAAUAACGUUAUGGCUAAUGUAGCCACUAUACAACAAUCUGGCCUACACAGAGACAAGGCUAUAGAAGGAGACCCACAGAAGGAGGAGAAAUAUGAAUAUUCCAGAGCAGAAUUCCUCCAACUCAGUUAUGAAGAGGUUGCCAUAGCAACAGAUAUCAUCAUUCGACCUAUCAUGGUUCCUAGAGAUCUAUCCAAAAUACCGUGGUACAGUGGUUACGCCGAAGUUGUGAAUGCUGGCAAGAGUAAACUAAAUGAGGACCAGGCAGCUUCUAGACACAUGUUUAUCAAUAACAAACACAGAGAGAAAACACUUGACACAAGCCCUGGAAAUGGUCUACCAAUCAAGGAUUUUGAUCAGAUUCCGCUGACGUAUUUUGCCAUCUUUGAUGGUCAUGCUGGACCAGGGGUAUCACUGAUGUCAUCUCGUGUUCUUCAUACACGUGUCUUAGCUAAGUUUGAAUCAGUGUAUGAUUUACUUGCUAAUAGCUCGCUAGAACAGAGACAGUUUACAAGGUCAGGUGAUCAGAGACCUAACAAGUGGCCAUUUAAUGAGAAGGAAGUCUCUGUAGAAAGCUUGGUAGUUGGAGCAUUAGAGUCUGCCUUCGUUGAAAUGGAUGAGCAAGUAAGGAAAGAGAAGUUAGACUAUCACGUACCAGGUGGUUGUACUGUCCUAGUAGCCAUCUUUCUCCUGGGGAAGCUCUAUGUGGCUAAUGCUGGAGACUCAAGAGCUAUCAUCAGUCGUGAAGAUAAAGUGAUACCGAUGUCAACAGACUUCACACCUCUUAGUGAGAGACAAAGAUUACAGAUGGUAGCAAGCACAAAUCCACAGCUUCUUGGGUCAGAGUUCUGCCCUCUUGAGUUCCAGAAACGAGUCCAGAGGAAAGACCUAGGCAAGACACUCAUGUAUAGAGAUCAAAACAUGACUGGAUGGGCAUUCAAGGAAGUGACUGAAGAAGACGUCAAGUUUCCACUUGUUUACGGAGAAGGGAAGAAAGCCAGAGUACUAGCAACCAUUGGUGUAACCAGAGGGUUUGGUGAUCACGAAUUGAAGGUUCAUGGUACAGAUGUCUACAUCAAACCAUUCCUAUCACCGGUACCGGAGGUGAAAGUUUACAACCUCUUUGACCGAGACAAUUCCGAGGACGAUGUACUGAUAAUGGCCUCAGAUGGAUUAUGGGAUGUGUUAUCUAAUGACAGAGUAGCAGAGGUUGUGAGAGAAGUUCUCAAUAGCUUCCCUCCUAAUGAUUAUAAGAAGUAUGCAUCAGCAGCUCAGGAGCUUAUCAUGGCAGCGAGAGGAGUAUUGAGAAUAAAUGGAUGGAGAACAUUGAAAGAAAACAAAUCAGGCUCAGGGGAUGAUAUUACGGUGUUUGUGAUUCCUCUUAAUAAGCAUACUAGUAUGGACAGACAAAGCAGUAUGACUGAAUCACAUGAUGCUAGCCCCAUCAGCAGUUAACAUUAUCAACACAGUGUACUAUAUAAAGACUAGUAGCUGGCUGUGUUUGUUGAUUGGGAGAAAGAUAGAGAAGGUGCUGCAUGUAGACAUCAUGAGGAAGAACAGAUGAAACAACAAGAUUUACUUUGAAGGAGACAAACAUAUAUACUGAUUGAUAUACUGAUUUGCCAGAGUCUUCACUAUGGCAGGGAGAAGCUAGACCAUCCUGAAAUAACUUGCCUUCAUGCCAAGAUGGUUUGGAUUCAGUCUAAGUCUGAUUUUAAUGACAAAGAAUCACGGCCCAAGUUUCGUAAUGGUAACCUAAUAUUCUCCUCACAAAAAGAUAAAUUAAUGCAGCACUGAAUUUUUGCAGUUCACAAAAUAUUUCUUGCCACAUACAAAGGUUGUCAUUUACAAUGAAUCAGUCCUGAAAUUGUCGGGAAUGUGAUGGACUUUCAAACGAUGCAUGCCUAAGUUUCUGGCUAUGGAGUUCAUGUAUAUAUCUGCCAUCGUGUUGAUAUAGAUAUCAUGUUCUAGCUACAUGUAUCUAUCUGUCAUUGUGAUGGUUACAAUGGCCCUAAACUGAACUAUACUGUAGUGUGUUUAUGUUACGAAAAAAGGACAAAUUAGUAUGAUGUGAAGGGUCAAGAGGUCAUAGCUCAUGCAUGUAUAAUACAUUACUGUCCCAUUCUUGAUCAGUGUGGAAUAGUUUGAAGCAUUGCUUGAGGAAUUCAAUGAAUGAUUUAAGUAGACCCUCCACCUUUGUACUAUCUUCUUCUGACUUGUUAUCUGAUGCAUAUGAUGACAAAUUACUUGGUGGUAGUAUUGAAUGAUUAUGAUAGAUGUCGCAAGGAGUUAAAAGUAUUACAUUAGAAGUGAUUAAAUAUGCAUCAUGUUCAUGCAUCAUGUUCAUGUAUGUAUCACCACAUAGAUUUUUGAAACAUGUAUCAUUUGUAGAAAUGUGUGUUUUAUAUGAUUAUGUACAUGAAAUUCAAACCAAAAGAGAUUUUUAUAUCUACUCUGUAAGAAGUACUUCUUGUAUUGUACUGAUCAUAUUUUAAUUGUGAUAUGUAUUAAAUAUUUUUAUUGAAUCAGUACUUAUAAAUAUGAAAUAUAAUUUUAACAUGUAGAAAAAAAUCAAUCUUCCAUUGUAAUUGAUGAGAUGUUUUAGAAGUCAUGUUUAUAAUUGCAUGGCUGAAGCAUUUUCUGCCAAAUAAUGAAAAUUAUUCAUUGAAAGUGAUUUAUAUUUGUAAAAGAAGAUUUGUCCUUGCCUGUUUUCUUGUAAAAUAUUAUAUAUGUUAAUUGUCAGAACUGUAUGUGUAAAGUGUGUGGGAAAACUGCUUGAUCCAUCUUUACUCAAAUAGGCCUAUGUCAAAGUGUCAUAGCUGCAUGAACAUGUAUGUCAAAAUAUUAGUGCACUGGAGAAUGAAAUAAUCGUCAUGUGUUUGUAUCUGUAUAUCACAAUGCAAUUGAUCGUAAAGACAUAGCAAACAGUGCAGCAUUUCCAAUGGUAUAAGUGCUUUUACAUAGUUCACUUUGAUAUUAAAGGGAACCAAUUAUCAAAAAUGAUUUAUUUGUUAUAACAAUGAUUUAGUUUGUUGUCAUAAGACAUACAAUCACAAAAGAAAUGUGUAUAUAGUUAAGGAGUGAAAAACAUGAUGGAGAAAUUGAUUUUAUAUCAAGGCAUACACGGAAGUUAACUCUAAGCUUACUCCCAUGCACUAGUGGAUACAAACACGUCUACUCACCAGUCAUUUUUACUUUACCUUUAUUUUUACUCUGACUAUUUUCAACAAAUUGCAUUUAUAUGGAAGUAACAUUUCAAGCUGAUAUUUUGAAUUUGGUAUAUCAGUAUAGAACCCCACAUGUUCAUCGAGUGAAAACAAAUAAUAGGGUGAUUCAUUCCCUUUAAAGAUAAAGGUGAGUUCUGGUAAAAAAAAA